Messenger RNA from Melitaea cinxia (Glanville fritillary), 875 nucleotides. Its product is annotated as estradiol 17-beta-dehydrogenase 8-like. Gene Ontology annotation, molecular function: oxidoreductase activity. The record is from RefSeq and is a predicted model, not a curated record. The transcript has a single exon. Bases 57 to 806 code for a protein of 249 amino acids. NCBI's taxonomy places the organism in Eukaryota, Metazoa, Arthropoda, Insecta, Lepidoptera, Nymphalidae.
GUUAAAAUCUGAACGUAAGUGUGAUCGUUGUGACGAAAAAACAUAUAAUUGGCAACAUGGAUUUCAAGAAAAAAGUUGUCAUUAUAACUGGAGCUAGUUCGGGAAUAGGUGCACAGUCCGCUAUCGCAUUUAGCAAGGCCGGUGCCCAAGUGGUUAUGAUUGGUCGUAACGAAACAAAACUAAGGGAAGUCGCUUCAAAAUGCACCAACCCCCUUGUAAUACGGGCUGAUAUUGCUAUUGACGAUGACGCUAAACGCAUUAUAAAUGAGACGAUAAAAACUUUCGGGCAAUUGGACGUCCUCGUCAACAACGCUGGUCUAUCGAAUUCACUUGGCAGUAUUCUUGAAGGCGAUUUGAUGAAAUCCUAUGACUCGAUUAUGAGUGUGAAUCUUCGCGCUGUUGUGUAUUUGACUAACCUAGCUGCACCGCAUUUGAUCAAGUCUAAAGGAAAUAUAAUAAACAUAUCAAGCGUAGCUGGAUAUCUGUCACCCUUUUCACCACAAGCAAUUAGCUACUGCGUGUCCAAAGCUGCUGUAAAUCAUUUCACAGUCUGUGCUGCAGUUGAACUGGGAGCUCACGGUGUCAGGGUAAAUGGAAUAUGUCCAGGUCCGGUAAGAACUGAUUUCAUAGCAAACGCUAACUAUAAAAGCUCUUGGGAUCACUAUACGAAGUACACAGUGCUUGGAAGAGUAAGUGAACCUGAUGAGAUAGCUGAUUUGAUAAUGUUUCUUGCAAGUAAUAAAGCUAAAGGUAUCACCGGUUCUAACUACGUGUCUGACAAUGGUGUAAUGAUUAAACGGGUUUGAUUUAACCAUUUUUAUAUUUUAUAUUAUAUAUCAGUUGCAAUGUAAUUUAAAUGUUGUGAGCAAAUAUUU